Paramecium sonneborni is the source of this 1211-nucleotide messenger RNA. Lineage: Eukaryota; Ciliophora; Oligohymenophorea; Peniculida; Parameciidae. The record is from the annotation of a GenBank genome assembly.
AUGAAUAGAAACAUUCCAAUAGGGAACAAAAUAUGUGCAACAAAAGAAAUAUUCUAGAACUAAGUAAUUUUAAAUACUCAUCUUCUUACUAUGAGACCUUAAAUUAAUACAAGUGCUCCUAAAUAAUAUGAUUUUCUUAAAAAUAAAAAGAUUAAAGAAGCUAUCAAAUCAUAAAAGUAAUAAGAAAUUGAUAGAGAAAAUUAAAAUCUUAUAUCAAAGCUUACCAACAUAAUGCAAUAUUAAUCAAGUAUUAUUGUAGUAUUAUUAUUUAGAUAACUCCAUUUCUACUUUACCACUUAAGAAAUCUACUACUGUAAGUCUUGGUCCAAAGAAGUCACUUAAUAAAGAAUAUAGAAAAAAAGAAUUAAUUAAGAUAAUCGUGGAAAAUCAAUAAUUAUUAAAAAGAAUUUAAGAUUAGAAAUCUUAAUACAAUGUUAAAGAUUGGAAUGAAGAGAGAAGAUGGGUUGAAAAAUAAAUAUCUAAUAUUUGUGAAUAUCCUUAUAAGGAUUUUAAACCCACCAAAACCUUAGUACAAUAUUGGACUAAUUCAAGAAUCAGCGAGUCUUAAUUAUAAAGUAAUAAUUUAUAAGUUAUAUUAUUAGAAAGAGAUAAUUUUAACAAUAAAAAAUUAGAUCCUUUAGAAAUCAAAACUCAAUAAACUAAGUAAUCAAGUAUAUUAAUCUAUACAGAUCAAGAGCUAGACAAGACAAUAAUACAGAUUCAAGAUAAAUCUUAAUUAAUUAAGAGAAUUAAUAAAGGUAUUUUUAAUCAUCAUAUCUAGAAGUCUCUUUGAAUCAGAUUUUUAACCUUAUGAGCCCUAUCAAGAUAAAGUUACCAAAAUAGUUAACGAAAUUAUUGAAAAACCUAAAUUACAAGAAUAAGAAUAAAAAAAAGAACAUUUAUAAAUAAAUGAAGAAGAAAAUAACUAGAUUUCAUAACAAUAAUUAGAUCAAUAAAAUGUUCCAUUAAGUGGCCAAUAAAGUAAAGAAUAAGAAGUUGUUGAGGAACAUAAUCAAUAAGAAUAAGAAUAGGAAUUAUAACAGCAAAAUGAGAUUAAUAAUUUUAUGGAAACUUCAAAAGAAAAUGAAGAAUUAUAAGAUGAGGGUUCCAAUAAAUCUCCCUAAAAUCAUUAAAAUAUUUAAACCAUUGAUUUUGAAUAACAAAAUCAAGAAAUUUUAGACAAAUAAAAUUCUGAACAAUUUUAAGAAUGA